Messenger RNA from Hansenula ciferrii, 1620 nucleotides. RefSeq names its product 5'-(N(7)-methyl 5'-triphosphoguanosine)-(mRNA) diphosphatase (gene DCS2). The transcript is spliced from 3 exons. Gene Ontology annotation, cellular component: P-body; nucleus. Lineage: Eukaryota; Fungi; Ascomycota; Saccharomycetes; Phaffomycetales; Wickerhamomycetaceae. The record is from RefSeq and is a predicted model, not a curated record. Gene Ontology annotation, biological process: deadenylation-dependent decapping of nuclear-transcribed mRNA. Gene Ontology annotation, molecular function: RNA 7-methylguanosine cap binding; hydrolase activity. The coding region runs from base 1 to 1620 and encodes 539 amino acids.
AUGAUGGUGAGUCUUCCAUUAUCAGGAUCUGUUGAUGAUGAUAACGAUCCAAGUUUAGCAGAACAAAAAAAGAAAGUCAAAUUAAUCAUUUCAAGAAUAACACCUAAUUCUGAACCAAGAGCAUCAAUUGAAAGUGAUAAUUUUCAAAUACAUUAUUUAAUUAAAGAUUCAAUAAUUUAUUUUGUUAUAUGUGAAAAAUCUUAUCCAAGAAAAUUAGCAUUCUCUUACAUUUCAGAAAUUUCAAAUGAAUUUUCUCAAUCUCAUGGUUCUGAUAGUUUAAGACCUGAUACAAGACCUUAUCAAUAUGUUUCAUUUGAUAAUUAUAUGAAAAAAACUAAAAAAAUUUAUCAAGAUCAAAGAGCUCAAUCUAAUUUAGAUAAAUUAAAUAGUGAUUUAGCUGAUGUUAAAGCAGUUAUGAGUAAAAAUAUUGAAGACUUAUUAUAUCGUGGUGAUUCAUUAGAUAAAAUGUCUGAAGUUUCUUCAUCAAUUAGAAUGGAAUCUAAAAAAUAUAGAAAAGCUGCUCAUAAAAUAAAUUUUGAUUUAUUAAUACAACAAUAUGCUCCUAUUGCUGGUGUUGGAUUAUUUAUUAUCAAUUCAAUUGAAAUUCUUAAUCAUAGUCAUAUCAUGUCAUUAGAUACUUUAAUCCCAAAAUUCCAAUUCAAAAGAGUCUUGGUUUCAAACCCACAAACAAAAUCAACAGCAUUAUUAGGUCAAAUUGAUUCAAAAGAUGCAAUUAUAACUCUAGAAAAGACAAAUUUUUUACUUGAUGAUGGAACUUCGACUGAUAAUAUUCCAUGUAUAAAUACUAUAGAACAAAUCGCAACAACAACACAAAAUGACAUUUAUCAUUGGGGGCUUUGUACUUUAAAACAAGAUCUUGAAACUAAUCCAACUUCAAAAUUAAAUUUAAUUUGGCCUGCAACUGAAGUUCAUAUUAAGAAAUAUACUCAACAACAAUAUCAUUUAAUUGAAGAAACUCCUGAAGUUUAUAACAACUAUGUUGUUCCAUAUAUUAAAACAAUGACUGGUGAUAGAUUGAAAUGGGUUGGAAAUAUCUUACAUGAAGGUGCAGAAGCUGAAAAAAUUGUUUAUAAUGAUCUUGAUAAAGAAAAAGGUUUUGUAUUAUUACCAGAUAUGAAAUGGGAUGGUUUAAGUCUUGAUGCUUUAUAUCUAGUUGCAAUUGUUUAUCGUGAAGAUAUCAAAUCACUUAGAGAUUUAAAUCCUUCACAUAAAGAAUGGUUACAAGAUUUGAAUUUAAAAAUUAGAAAAGUUGUUGCAUCAAGUUAUAAUGGACAAGUUUUACCAGAUGAAUUACGUUUAUUCAUUCAUUAUCAACCUUCAUAUUAUCAUUUCCAUAUUCAUGUUGUUAAUAUUUUACAUCCUGGAUUAGGUGAUGGUAUUGCAGCUGGUAAAGCCAUCUUGUUAGAAGAUGUUAUUGAACAAUUAAAUUAUUUAGGUCCAAAAGGUUUCUCAAAUAAAACUAUUUCUUAUGUUAUUGGUGAAAAUCAUCCAUUAUGGGUUAAUGGCUUGAAGAAAGUUCAAUCUGAUAGAUUAAAAGAAUUGGGAUUACCAACCGAAUUCCCAAAAGAUGAUAUUGAAGAAUUGAAUGUCAAACAAUGA